Messenger RNA from Heterotrigona itama, 1086 nucleotides. The record is from the annotation of a GenBank genome assembly. NCBI's taxonomy places the organism in Eukaryota, Metazoa, Arthropoda, Insecta, Hymenoptera, Apidae.
AUGUCUGAAAAUUAUGAGGAGAUCGUCGAGGAGGAAAAUUCACUUACAAUGUUAGACGUGCUCCGGGAAGAGAAUCAAUUGGAGGAGGACGCGUACGCGGUUUUGGGUGCAUCCGAUGAUAAAAAUUGCACCUACAGCAAGGGUUACACACGACAGGCUCUCUACGCGUGCAAAACCUGUUGCGAGAAGUCAGUACGUGCCGGGGUUUGCCUUGCCUGCAGUUUUCAUUGUCACGAGGGUCACGAGCUCAUCGAACUGUACACUAAGAGACAUUUUAGAUGCGACUGUGGCAAUUCAAAGUUUGGAGGAAAGAAGUGUAAUCUGGAUCCUUCAAAGGAUUCGACAAAUAUAGAGAACCAAUAUAAUCAUAAUUUCGAUGGCCUUUAUUGCAUUUGUCAAAGACCUUAUCCGGAUCCAGACGAUACGGUUAAUGAUGAAAUGUUACAGUGUAUAAUCUGCGAGGACUGGUAUCACUCGAAGCAUUUAGAAUGUGAAAAGGAAAUACCAACAGAUAGUGGAUACGACGAAAUGAUUUGCGCUGGUUGUAUGAAAAAGAAUGACUUCCUUUGGAAUUAUGCCAAGAAAUAUACAGCUUUUACCGCGACCGAGAUCUCCGCCGGUGAUAAAGAAGAUGAAUCGAUCGAUGUGAAAAAUAUACCAAAAAGUUGCACAAUGCCAAGAAAUAAUCCCGCAAAACGAAUAGUGUCAGAAGGAAGUUGUUUUUUGAUGGAAGGAUGGAGAUCCGCUCUGUGUACUUGUGAAACGUGCAAAGAGCUGUACCGAGAGAAACACGUGGCGUUUCUUCUCGAUCCAACGGAUAGUGUACACGCAUACGAGGAAGCCGGCAAAAUAAAUAGUCGAGAGUCACAGUACGAAAAGGGUAUGAAAGCCCUUGCCUCUUUAGGCCGUGUCGAACAAUUGACAGCUAUCGAAGAAUACAAUAAUAUGAAGGAACGGUUGAAACAAUAUUUGCAAAAGUUCGCUGAAAACAAGAAAGUCGUGCGAGAAGAAGAUAUAAAGGAGUUCUUCUCGGAAAUGGAAUCAAAGAAGCGGCCAAAAGUAGUAAUACCUACGUAUUGUCGUUGA